Prorocentrum cordatum is the source of this 7055-nucleotide messenger RNA. Lineage: Eukaryota; Dinophyceae; Prorocentrales; Prorocentraceae. The record is from the annotation of a GenBank genome assembly.
AUGGCGUUCCGCGAGGUGCUGGAUUGGCACAAACAGCACGACCGCAUGCCGCGGCGCACCCACGAUGGUCUUGAAGACGAGCUGGCGCGAAGAUGGAGCAGGUGGAGGACCUCCGCUAACCUGGCGCCGGCCGCGCGCGGUCUGAGGAUGCGCAUCGACGGGCUGGCGGCGAAGACCGAGGCAGCUAAGCAGGAUGACCGUCGCACUGCGCGCGCAGAGCAGGCGCUACUGAUGCAGCACUUGCAUUGGUGCGAGGGGAACGACGUCCACGACGAGGACCGUUGGAGGCAGCCUGCCCUGCAUCGGUUUCGCGGCGGCCAGCACCCGUACCCGGGCCUCUCGAACCUAUGCAACACCUGCUACCUCAACGCGCCCCUGCAGUGCCUCCUCCAUUGCCCCGCCGCGCGCGCCGCGCUCCUGGGGGCGGAGGGAGAGGGCGAGCCGCUGGAGCUGCGCGCGCUGGCGACCGCCUGCGUGCGCGGGGCGCCGCCGCCCGCGGAGGACGUCGGCGGCGCCGCGCCAGCGCCAGUCCGCGUGGACCGCUGGUCCCCGCGCGCCUUCGUGGACGCGUUCCUCGCGAAGCACUGGGUGGACUUCAAGCUGGGGAGGCACGCGGACGCGAGUGAGGCGCUGUCGUUCAUCCUGGAAGACGCGCCUGGUCUCGCCAGCCUCUUCCAGACCGGAUGCGACGAGGAGGCCAUCAUGAGGCUCCCGGCAUUCGUGGACGGGGCAGACGACGGCGACGACGCCCUGUCGCCGCAGGAUUUCUUCCUCGACGGGGGCGCGCAGCGACUGGACGUGCGAGAGCUGCUCCGCCGCGGCGCCUCCAUGGGCGGGCGACUGCGAUCGAAGCCCGAGUUGCUGGCGGUCCACGUGCCCCAGAGGUGGGAGCGAGGCGACGGCACGGCGCUCUUCCUCGGCGGCUGCGACAUCGCGCCCUACUGGGGCGAGCUCCCGGAGGUGGCUCUGAGGGCGGGGGAGGAGGACGUCGCGUACCGCCUGCGCGCCUACGUGCAGUACAUCCUGCCCGAGGGAUCGGAAGCCGCCCCAUUCCGCGUCCUGAAUGACCCCCAGGGCCACUUCGUGGCCCACUUCGAGGAGGACGGGAGCUGGUACACUGCAGACGACCUGGGCGAUCGGCCGCACGUGGUCCAGUGGGCGCCUGGCACCCAGCACAAGCUACCCUGCAUGAUCUUCCUUGAGAAGGUGGACUCCAGGACGGCCCGCGCCGAGGCGUGCCCGUGGCCGCCCGGGCCGGUCGUCGACGGCGCGGAGGGCGCGGGCGGCGACGGCGACGGGGGCGCGAACGGCGAGGACAGCCCUGGCCUCGGCGGAGCAAAGCGGCUCCGCCUCAGAGGGAAGCAGAGCGUGGCUGGGAGGCGCGACGGCCGGAGCCGCGCCGGGAGGCAGCAGAGCCGCGCUGGGAGGCAUCAGCAGCAGAGCCGCGCUGGGAAGCAGCAGAGCCGCGACGGGAGGCAGCAGAGCCGCGACGGGAGGCAGCAGGGGGAUAAGCAGCGUGGCUGCAAGCCCGAGGAAGUGCUCCGGCAGGGGCGGAAGCCGAAGAGCAAGGGCGACAACGCCGACGGGUCCAGGCAGGGCGCCCAGAACAACGCCGCCGCCCCGGUCCUCCGCAGCAGCAGGGAGGCGAAGAGCUUGCAGGCGGCGUGCGACGCGCGCCGGGAGUGCGGCGACCUGUUCUUGCUCUUGCACCUCCUGGAGCCGCUGGCCGCCAUCGAUGACCUGCUGAAGCACUACCCUGACUUCUUCGUCUACGCGGGCGACGACUGCACCCGCCGAUGGGCGACGUUCCUGCAGGCACCCGAUCGACCCGACCAGUUGGCUGGCAGGCUGCGGGAGGCGCUCGGGGUGACGGAGGAGGAGAUUUCAGACGCCAAGCGCCGACUGGAGAGCGGGGAGGGGCACAUGCACCACGUCGCGGAGCUCCUGGACGAGCGCCUGGGCUCCGCCCACGGCGCCCACUCCGUGGCGGCCGCGGUCCGCCUGGCGGUGGGCGACGGGCCGGGCGCGCUGGGCGACGGCAAUCCGCUGAGGGCACACCUGGCCGAGGCGUGGCAGCGCAGACCCUGCAACCGCGGCCCGCCACGGCACGCCGCCAUGCCUGCGCGCCUUCGGGAUCGCUCUGAGUGGUUCCAGCGCCCCGCGCCUGCGCUGCAUUAUGCCUGCCGCAUGUGCGAGGCCGAGUUCCCCAACAGGGAGGCGUUCAAGGCGCGCCAGGGCAGAGUCCACGGGGGGCAGCGGUGGUACCAGUCGCAGUAUGUGGCGCGGUGCGAGCUGGAGCCCUACCAGCCGUCGCCGACCGAGGAGCGCCAGGUGGUUGCCAGGUUCCACAUUUCCCAGUGCUGCGCCACCGUCGACCCCGUGGACGAGCCGUUCGUCCCGAAGCCUGAACCGGAGGUGCAGAAGCAGCUGCUCCACGCGGAGAUCAUCGGCAGUAUCGUCGGCAAGAUCGGGCAGGGGGGGCCCGCGGAGGAGAUCUCCCGGCAGGCGGCCGGCGCGGCGGAGUCGGCAGCCCGCGCUCAGGCGGCGUGUCAGGCGAGGGGGCCCCGCGCUUUCCAGGCCUGCGUCUGCUGCGCCAUGCAGCAGUGGUCCGAGAACCUCCACUCGGAGUACCUCGUCGGCGACAAGUGCACCAUAAAGGACCGGGCCCAGUUCGCGGACUGCCUGUCGGCCGAGUGGCAUCACCAACGAUGUCCCCUCAUACCGCGCGACGAGCUGAUGUCGUCGGCCGUGGACUUCCCCCACAACGACUGCGAGGGCUCGCCGACGUCCACGAAGAUACUCAUGCACAAGAGGCGCGUGCCGCCCGAGGCGCUCGAAGGGAAGGUGCCGGUGAAAGUGUGCGAGGAUUGCCGGAGAGACCUGUGGUCUGAUCACCCCAAGGUGCCGCUCAUGGCGCUGUUGAACGACCUCUGGCUGGGCCGCCACCACCCCCUGCUCAGGAAGGCCGCUCUCGCACACCAGAUGCUGCUUGCGCUCGGCCGCGUCGUGUCCACGAAGAUCUACCUGUCCAGCAAGGGCGCCGACAAGGCCGUCCGGCAGGAGCAGCAGUCGUGGAGGCAGAAGUUCUUGCAGUACGCCAUGCAGGGCACCGCCAUCGUGUUCGGGAACGGGAACGUGGACCACGCGAUGCGGAGCUUCCCGCCGGAGCCCGACAUGCUCAGGGACACGUUCGUGGCCGUGUUCGCGGGCGCCGACGAUGACGAGGAGGGCACCCCCCUGACCGAGGAGCAGAAGCAGGAGAGGGCCCUGAGAGCCAUGAGGGAGGAGGUGGCGCUGCACGUCGACAAGGCGGAGUACGACGCCCAGGCGCGGUUGUUGAAGCAGCACAACUACGUGUACAAUGACCCGGGCGUGCAAUGCCGAUCGGACCUCGUGGACCGGUUCCCCCCGCAGCCGGGCGUGCCCGACUUCAUGCUGGCCUGCGCGAAGUAUGUCCCCACGGACGCGGCGUUGGACGACGUCGCGCAGGCGCAGGGGCCCGCGUCGGCCACCACCGGUGCGCAGGCAGAGAUGAGCGCGGCCGCCGAGGACGCGCAGGAGCUGACCAAGUGGCUGUCCGUCCUCGAGGACCACAUGGACGACGUCAGCGAGCUCACGUCCCUGCCGGCGCUCCAGGGCAUGCUCGAGAGGAUGGAGAGUCAGGCGGGGCGCGUUGUGGCCAACGAGCUGAUGUCCAGACUCGAGGACCAGGGAGGCGAGGAUCGGGCGCUGCAGCUGGACGAGAUCGGGCGUCACCGCCUGCGGGACCUCUGCCAGGAGUUCCACGCGCGCUGUCGGAAGAUCUCCCCUGGGGAAGACAUGGCGAAGCUGCGCCGGCGCAUCCAGGCGCUGGAGACCAACAACUGCCAGGCGGAAGAGGGCGCGGGCGACCUGGCGCGAUCUGCAGGAGUCGCGGGGACUCCCGCCGAGGACGAUCCGCGCUCCUUGCAGGAACCGCCCGGCCCAGACGGCCAGCGGAAGGCGAGGCUUCGGGUGCCCACUUCGAGGAAGGCGGAGAGCUGGUGGAAUCCGAAGUACUGGUCGAUUGCCAGGCCCACGGACUUCUGCUACGGGGACUGCGCCUGGGGCCUCGGCCAGCUCCCCCCUGACGGGGAUGAGGACCCGCAGAGGCAGAAGGAGGCUCGGCUCUGCUUCAGCGUGGCGCACUUCAUCGAGAAUCUUCUCACGCGGGAGGAGAUGGAGUACGACGUGCCUUCGGACGAGGAGAAGUACGUGGCGGGGCCCAUCAGUCGUUUCCGGAGCUGCUGGUACGACGUGCACCUGCUGUGCUCCUUCUGGAGAGUCACGGAGACGACCAACAGCACCUACUCCUUCAUGAAGACGCCCGGGGCGUUCGGGGCCGCUCGCGCCUGCGCGGACAUCACGCUGGAGAUGAUCGAGGAGGUGCAGCUCAGGGCGCAGCAGACGGGCGGGAAGGCCACGCUGCGCGGCAUCCUCAAGGACAAGGACACCCCGAACGAGGUGCGCAAGGCCUUCGCCACCCUGGGCCAGGCCACUGCCGGUCAAGUCGGGUCCGACGGACACAGGCGGGAGCUGCGCGGAGAGGGCGAGGCGUAUACCCUGCGCUUCGGCCCGCCCGUCCAGUUCGUCACCCCGAACCUGGCAGAGUGCACCUUCGACAACGACCUGACCGAGGCGGAGCAAGUCACGUUCAGCGAGAUGUCGCAGCGCAUCGCUGCGGACCCCGUGGGCCAGGCCGUAGUGUUCGAGCUGAUGAUGAGGCUGUUCUUCGUCCACGUCCUCGGCCUGCGCCCGGAGACCGUCGGGUGGCGGCGAGGAAAAGUUCGAAAAGCUUCGGAGCACUGGAUCUCCGACGGCGUGGCGGCCGACCUCAUGGGCGUGCCCACGGUGUUCGGCCCCCUCGCGGCGGCCUUCGGUCCGGUCGAGGCUCAGGGCCGCGGCUCGCUGCACCCGCACAUCCUCAUCUGGCUGCUGCAGGGUCAGCUGCGCGUGCUCUUGGACAUGCUGCAGCGCGACGAGGCGCGCUUCCAGGAGCGCUUGAACCUGUGGAUGCGGCAGGUGGUGCAGGCCGUGGUCGCCACUCAGCAGAGCGCCGUGGAGCUGCUGCCCCUGCAGCUGCAGGGGGGCGAGAACAAGUGCGGGGUCGAGGUGCCGCCGCUGCCGUUCGGGCCCAACGAGAAGCGGUAUUUCAGAGCCGACGGGGGCGCGGAGAUGGCGACUGCAGAGCAGCUCGGGGACGGAGGCGAGACGGAGCCGCAGGGGUACUGGCGGCGGCCGCUCUCCAGCAGCGCCUCCGGCAUCUUCCCGAGGUGCCGCGGCGGGGGCACCCUGGCGGAGUCUCUCCCGAGCGAGGAGUGGAUUCGCGAGAUGUGCCGCGACGUGCGCGAGCUCGUCAUCGGCUGCGGCAUCCACGUCUGCAGCCCCUCCUGCUACAAGUGCCAUUCCGACAAGACGCGCGGCUCGCAGAUCUGCCGCCACAGCUUCUACAACCUGGUGACAUUGUGCACGUGGACCGAGGGUGAGGACUCCCGAGAGUGCCGACUCCGCACGCGCGGGAAGGCGCUGCGCGGCUGCAUCGGCAUAUUCCGGGAGACGGACUACGGCGUGGCCGGGCGCAUCGUCACCUUCCAGCUCCACCCCGGGGAGACCUCCACGAAGUACGCGGCGCUCGUCUCGGCGCGGUGCAACGUGGACGUGCAGGACAUGAGACGGGUGCUGCCCCCGCGCCUGUGGAUGGAUGCGUCGGAGCUGGAACCGCCGGCGAACGAGGAGGACCGCAAGAGCUACAACCAUGGCCUCUACCCUCAGCGCUACGCCGACUUCUCGGUGGGCGCCCGGGAGGACUGGGGAUGGUUCCAACAUCUGAACACCACGCCCGCGGAGAAGUGGGACCUCGUCGUAGUCACCGACUGGCACGGGAUCUGCAGGGAGCUCGCGAACCGCGGCAGCCCCGCCGUGCACGGUGGAGACGCUGCGCGCGCCGAUCUCCAGCGCGACCUGGAGCGGCACGCGCUGGCCACCUUCGUGGUGAACCCCGGUAUGGACGACGCGCUGCGCAAGCUCCUCGACGGCGUACGCCGCCUGAAGAGCCAGCGGGGCGACAGGGAGGCGCAGGCCGCGGGCGACGCCGGCGACGAGGCCCAGUCGACCGCUGCAGGAAAGCGCAAGGAUGAUUUCAAGCGCACGCUGCAGGUGCUGGCCCGCUUCGAGACCUGCUUCCGCAGGGCCUCCUGGAAGAGCGGCAGCGAGAUGGUCUUCCCCAUGCUCUUCGGGCACCUCUCCUUCAUGACGCACCGUUGCUGGAAGGUGUUCAUGCGGAAAUCCAUCUACCUCGCCGCGGAGUCCUGGCGCAGGCGGUACGGCCAGGCCGACACCGCGGAAAGCGCACCCGCCGCCUCGAUCACGUACGCGGUCCCCGGCACCGGAGAGCAGGUCGCGAUGCCAGGGUGGCGCGAGGUGCAGCGCGAGGGCGAGACGGUGUACGUCAGCCCCGACGGCGAGGAGUUCGACACGAUCGAGUACGCGCACCAGGCGUUCCAGAUCGCGAACGCCAGCGGCAGCUCGCUGCGCGACGUGACGAAGGCGCUGAACAAGUUGCGGGAAGGCGAGGCCGAAGAGGUGCCCGAGGCACCGGGGCCGACUGUCGAGGGCCCCGCGCAGGGCAAGUCCAGGGGCGCAGUGCUGAGCCAGCACGACGACUGGAUGCACCGCGGAGACCACCCUAUUGUCCGAGACAUGAGCUUGUACGUCUACAGCAUCUGGGUGUACCGCGUGGAACUGCCGCUGCAUGCCCUUCCGGCCGGGGAGCUGGAUCACGAGGGCAGCGGGGGUCGCACCCUGCACGUCGACAUCGCCUUCGACUCGUCCUACACGGCGGCGCGGAACUGGACGCAGAGGCUGGCCGUCGAGCCGCGCAUCCCGAAGGCCGAAGGCUUCCAGUUCGUCAGCGCGGAGUCGAACGUGGAGACGCACUACCUCAUGAAGUCGGUGCUGCUUCGGCCAGUGCACCUGCCGGACGCCGACGGUCCCAACGACACGAAGGAGCUGCGCUACCUCCGCGCGUACGAGCACCU